Coffea arabica (coffee) is the source of this 1092-nucleotide messenger RNA. The record is from RefSeq and is a predicted model, not a curated record. NCBI's taxonomy places the organism in Eukaryota, Viridiplantae, Streptophyta, Magnoliopsida, Gentianales, Rubiaceae.
AUGGCUCAAGAGGUAUUAGACUGCUCCACAUACCCCAUGGUUGGUGGUGACGGUCCACAUAGCUACGCUAGAAAUUCCAAUUACCAGAAAGAAUCACUGGAUUCAGCUAAGCAAAUGAUGAAUGAACUGAUUGAUCAGCAUCUUGAUCCUGGAAACCAUCUGUACUCUUUUAAUCCUGGCAAUAGCUCAUUUCGAGUUGCAGAUUUUGGGUGUUCUGUUGGUCCUAACACCUUCCGUGCAGUGCAUAACAUCAUUGAAGCUGUUGAAAACAAAUACAAAUCCCUACCGGUGGAAACAGAGAUGCCAGAAUUCCAUGUCUUCUUCAACGACCAUGUCAAUAAUGAUUUCAAUACUCUCUUCAGAAAUCUUCCAGCUACAGGGCGGUACUUUGCAUCUGGAGUUCCGGGUUCUUUUUAUGGGCGCCUACUUCCUAGUUCUACACUACACUUUGCACAUUGCUCCACCGCGCUUCACUGGCUCUCCAAGAUCCCAGUAGAAGUGAUGGAUAAAAACUCCCCUGCUUGGAACAAGGGCAGAAUUUGUUAUAGUGGAGCUGCUAAAGAAGUUAAAGAUGCAUAUUCAACUCAGUUUGGAAAAGACAUUGAUUCUUUCCUGAGAGCCAGAGCACAAGAGCUUGUUCCAGGAGGAUUGAUGAUGCUUGUAGCAGAUGGACUCCCCGAUGAUGUCCAGAUGUGUGAGUCCAGCAUAGGGGAAAAUCUUAACGUUCUGGAUCCUGGGAUGAUUGCUCAAGAAAUGGUGGAUUCGUUUAACUUGCCUUUUUAUUAUCCAUCGCCAUCUGAGCUGAAAACACUGAUUGAGGUGAACGGAUUGUUUGAGAUUAAGAAAAUAGAGAAGCUAGAUUCUUCAAGCGCAAAAAAAGGGGUACAGCUUGACGUUGAUGUCUGUAUCCUUCACAUGAGAGCUGUCCUUGGGGAACUCGUCAAGAAACAUUUUGGUGAAGGAGUAAUUGAUAUCUUGUUCGAACGUCAUAGAGAAAAAUACAUCGAGAAUCCUAUCCUAUCUGAUGAGAGGUACAUUAAAGACGCAAGCUACGUUGUCUUUCUCAAGCGGAAAAUAAAAGUUACUUCCUAA